Molecule: messenger RNA, 5320 nt
Organism: Helicoverpa zea (corn earworm)
Lineage: Eukaryota; Metazoa; Arthropoda; Insecta; Lepidoptera; Noctuidae
Exons: 2
Coding region: 38-5152 (1704 amino acids)
Cellular component (GO): extracellular region
Molecular function (GO): chitin binding
Source: RefSeq, a predicted model, not a curated record
UCAAUUAUUUGAUAUCAGUUUCAGUGCAAUCUUUUAAAUGAAAGACGCAGUAAUAUUACUGCUAUGUGCAAUCGCACUAGCAGAUGGUUUUAACCAUGAACUUCUCUCAAAUUCCCGCUCAUGUAACUGCAACCCGUCUGAGGCGCAACAGAUCUGCGAAGCUAAUUACGGUAAAGAUGAUGUAUUAAUAGCACAUGAAAACUGUGACAAAUUCUACAAAUGUGCUAAUGGAAAACCGUUUCCCUACAAAUGCCCAAACAAUCUUUUAUACGACCCGUACAAAGAAGAAUGUGAAUGGCCAUGGUUGGUUGACUGUGGUGACAGACCCAUUUCUGAGGGAUCGGACCAGGAAGAUGGCGGCGUAGACAACGAUAACAACGAUAGCAAUGAUAAUAACGACGUCGACGAUGGUUGGACCUGUAACUGCAACCCCAGUGAAGCACCAUCUAUUUGUGCAGCUGAAGGUUCUAGCGGUGUCCUUGUUGCUCACGAAAACUGUGAUCAGUUCUACAUGUGCGAUGCAGGCAGACCAGUAACCUUCGAUUGCCCACCAACUUUGAUGUACGAUCCGCACCGAGAAGAAUGCUACUGGCCUCAUGAAGUAGACUGUGGUGACCGAGGCAUUUCGGAACCAGGCAAUGAUCAAGGCAAUGACAAUGAUGGCAAUGAUAAUAAUAGCAGCAAUGAACAAGGUGGUGUAUGCAAUUGCAAUCCAGAAGAAGCUCCAGCUAUCUGCGCCAGUCCUGGUUCAGAGGGUGUUCUGGUAGCACAUGAGAAUUGUGAAAAGUACUACAUAUGCAACCACGGCAGACCAGUCGUUGCUUCAUGCUCGGGAAACUUGCUAUUUAACCCUUACACAAAUGAAUGUGGCUGGCCGAGGGAUGUUGAUUGUGGAGACAGAAUUGAACCCGGCUGUACCGGUUGCAACGAUAACAAUAACAAUGAUGAUGAUGACAGUGACUGCGAUGGCGAUGAUCCAGUUCCACGUCCAGCUGAUAAUGAUGAUAGUGAAAGUGCUGAUAUCGAUGACUUACCACCACCUGGUGAUGAUGCUUCGGUACGUCCACCAGUUGACGAAGGGACAUGUAAUUGCAAUCCUGAACAGGCACCUUCAAUUUGCGCAGAAGACGACUCUGAUGGCGUCCUAGUCGCUCAUGAAGAUUGUAACAAAUUCUACAAAUGCCACAACGGUAAACCGGUUGCUCUGUAUUGUCCCGGCAGCCUGUUGUACAACCCCAACACUGAACAAUGUGACUGGCCAGAAAAAGUUGACUGUGGAGACAGGGUAAUCCCUGAUCCUGAAGAUAAUAACAACAACGACAGUAGUGGUGGCAACAAUGACGGAGGUAAUGAUGGCGGUAACGACGGUGGCAACGGAGGAGGUGGCAACUGUGACCCUAGUGAAGCUCCUGCUAUUUGCGCAGAAGAUGACUCGGAAGGCGUUUUGGUAGCACACGAAAACUGUAACCAAUUCUACAAGUGUUCUGGAGGCAAACCCGUGGCAUUGUUGUGCCCAGGAAAUCUUUUGUUCAACCCCAACACUGAUCAAUGUGAUUGGCCAUGGGAAGUAGACUGUGGAGACAGAAUUAUCCCAGAUCCUGAUCAAAAACCUGACCCUGAGGACUCCAGCGAAGAUAGCAGCGCUGACAUCGAUGACCUACCUCCACCUGGUGAUGACGUUACUACCCGACCCCCAGGUACAUGUAACUGUAACCCUGAAGAAGCACCUUCCAUCUGUGCUCAAGACGGUUCGAACGGCACACUUAUCGCUCAUGAAGACUGCAACAAAUUCUACAUUUGCGAUCACGGAAAACCCGUCGCUCUCUCUUGUCCCGGAAACUUACUGUACAAUCCUUACACCGAAAAGUGUGACUGGCCAGAAAAUGUUGAAUGUGGGGACCGAGUUACCCCAGACCCAGACGCUACUCCGGCACCUACUGCUGCCCCUACUGCAGCACCCACUGCGGGACCCACUGCAGCACCCACUGCGGGACCCACUGCGGCUCCUACUGCGGCUCCCACUGCGGCUCCCACUGCGGCUCCCACUGCGGCUCCCACUGCUGCACCAACACGGCCACCAAUCGACGAAGGAACAUGCAACUGCAAUCCUGGUGAAGCACCUUCCAUUUGUGCUCAAGACGGCUCUAACGGCACACUUAUCGCUCACGAAGACUGCAACAAAUUCUACAUUUGCGACCACGGAAAACCCGUCGCUCUCUCUUGUCCCGGAAACUUGCUGUACAAUCCUUACACCGAAAAGUGUGACUGGCCAGAAAAUGUUGAAUGUGGAGACCGAGCCACCCCAGACCCAGAAGCCACUCCGGUACCUACUGCUGCCCCUACUGCAGCACCCACUGCGGGACCCACUGCAGCACCAACUGCGGGACCCACUGCAGCACCCACUGCAGGACCCACUGCAGCACCCACUGCAGCACCCACUGCGGCUCCCACUGCUGCACCAACACGGCCACCAAUCGACGAAGGAACAUGCAACUGCAAUCCUGGUGAAGCACCUUCCAUUUGUGCCGAGGAUGGCUCUGACGGCAUUCUAAUCGCUCACGAAGACUGCAACAAAUUCUACAUUUGCGACCACGGUAAACCCGUUGUUCUGUCUUGCCCAGGAGACCUGUUGUACAAUCCUUACACCGAACAGUGUGACUGGCCAGAAAAAGUUGAAUGCGGGGACAGACUGAUCCCAGAUCCCGAACAAAAACCCGAUCCUGAAGACUCGGGCGAUGAUAGCAGCGCAGACAUCGAUGACCGUCCUCCACCUGGUGAUGACGUCACUACCCGACCCCCAGGUACAUGCAAUUGUAACCCUGAAGAAGCACCUUCCAUCUGUGCUCAAGACGGCUCUAACGGCACACUUAUCGCUCACGAAGACUGCAACAAAUUCUACAUUUGCGACCACGGAAAACCCGUCGCUCUCUCUUGUCCCGGAAACUUACUGUACAAUCCUUACACCGAAAAGUGUGACUGGCCAGAAAAUGUUGAAUGUGGAGACCGAGUUACCCCAGACCCAGACGCUACUCCGGCACCUACUGCUGCCCCUACUGCAGCACCCACUGCGGGACCCACUGCAGCACCCACUGCGGGACCCACUGCGGCUCCUACUGCGGCUCCCACUGCGGCUCCCACUGCGGCUCCCACUGCGGCUCCCACUGCGGCUCCUACUGCUGCACCAACAAGGCCGCCAAUCGACGAAGGAACAUGCAACUGUAAUCCUGGUGAAGCACCUUCCAUUUGUGCCGAGGAUGGCUCUGACGGCAUUCUAAUCGCUCAUGAAGACUGCAACAAAUUCUACAUUUGCGACCACGGCAAACCCGUCGUUCUGUCCUGCCCCGGAAACCUUUUGUACAACCCUUACACUGAACAAUGUGAUUGGCCAGAAAACGUUGAAUGUGGAGACCGAGUGACCCCAGACCCAGAUGCAACUCCUGCACCUACUGCUGCCCCUACUGCGACACCGACGGCUUCACCCACUGCAGCACCCACAGCGGGACCCACUGCAGCACCCACUGCGGCUCCCACUGCGGCACCAACCACACGGCCGCCAAUCGACGAAGGAACAUGCAACUGUAAUCCUGGUGAAGCACCUUCUAUCUGUGCAGAAGAUGGUUCAGAUGGCAUUCUAAUCGCUCAUGAAGAAUGCAACAAAUUCUACAUUUGCAACCACGGUAAACCCGUCGUUCUGUCCUGCCCCGGAAACCUUUUGUACAACCCUUACACUGAACAAUGUGAUUGGCCAGAAAACGUUGAAUGUGGAGACCGAGUGACCCAAGACCCAGAUGCAACUCCUGCACCAACUGCAGCACCUACUUCGACAACCACUGUUGCACCAACUGCAGCGCCUUCUACGACAACAACUGUCGCACCAACUGCAGCACCUACUACGACAACUACUGUUGCACCAACUACGACAACCACUGUUGCACCAACUGCAGCACCUACUACGACAACCACGGUUGCACCAACUACGACAACCACGGUUGCACCAACUGCAGCACCUACUAUGACUACCACUGUUGCAUCUACUGCGGCACCAACUGCUGCACCCACUGCAGCACCAACUGCGGCACCGACACCCGAUGACAGUGAUUGUGAUGAAGACAACAAUGGAGGCGAUGACACAUGCAACUGUAAUCCAGACGAAGCUGCAUCAAUUUGCUCCGUGGGUAACUCGGACGGUAUUCAUGUAGCUCAUGAGAACUGCAAUUGGUUCUACAAAUGCGAUAACGGCAGACCUGUUCCAUUUAGAUGUCCCUCGGGUCUAAUGUAUAAUCCAUACACACAAAUAUGUGACUGGCCAUGGGAUGUUGAAUGUGGUGAUAGAGUAAUUGCUGACAAUGAUGACGAUGAUUCAAGUGAAGAAGAUAACGACAAUGAUAACGACAGUGGUGUUGUUGGUCCUUGCAAUUGCAAUCCAGAAGAAGCUCCCGCAAUUUGCGCAGCUGAAGGAUCUAAUGGCGUACAGGUUGCUCAUCAGAAUUGUAACCAAUACUACAUGUGCGACAAUGGAAGACCAGUAGCUUUCACUUGCAACGGGUUCCUUCUAUACAACCCCUACACUCAGCAGUGCGAUUGGCCUCACCUCGUGGAGUGUGGAGACAGAGUGAUUCCAGAACCCGGUGAUGAGGAUGAUGAAGACUGCGACGACGAUGAUGAUAACAGCAACAAUAUAAUCAAUGACGAUCCUAGCCAGGCUCCAGCCAUCUGCGCUGACAGUGGUUCUCAGGGAGUACUUGUAGCACAUGAGAACUGCGACCAAUAUUACAUUUGUGAUGGAGGCAGGCCCGUAGCGCGACCGUGCCAGGGUGGACUUCUCUACAAUCCGCUAACUCAGUACUGCGACUGGCCAGGAAAUGUCAACUGCGGUGACAGGAUUAUCCCUGAUGACUGCGCCUGUAAUCCCAGAAAUGCGCCCAGACUGUGCAGUAAGCCAGACUCCGAAGGAAGCUUGGUAGCACACGAAAAUUGUAAUCAGUUCUAUAUUUGUGCCCACUCAGUCCCUGUAGAACAUUUCUGCCCUGUUGGCUUAUACUACAACAUUGAGCUAGAAUUGUGCGACUGGGCACAGAAUGUCAACUGUGAAAACAGAAAUCUGCCAUCUCUCAACAAACAUUGGGAGUCUCGUCAAACUCUUAGGAAAUAAUCGAUGUAUAAUAAGUUUAAAUUAUAACUGUGUCGUUCUGAUUAAAAAUGCAAUGUCAGUAUUUAUAUAUAGUCAUUAUUUAGAUAUUUAAAAUUUAACAGUAUUGUUUUCUGUUUGCCUUUAUUUUGGAUUUGGAAUAUCAAAAAAUAAAAUAAUAUUAUGAAUUAA